Messenger RNA from Notechis scutatus (mainland tiger snake), 2605 nucleotides. RefSeq names its product hyaluronan mediated motility receptor (gene HMMR). The record is from RefSeq and is a predicted model, not a curated record. Gene Ontology annotation, cellular component: membrane. Gene Ontology annotation, molecular function: hyaluronic acid binding. NCBI's taxonomy places the organism in Eukaryota, Metazoa, Chordata, Lepidosauria, Squamata, Elapidae.
GUGCGUUCUGGCUGUGGGAAGUUGCGGGCUGACUAUGUCUUUUCCGAAGGCUCCGAUCAAGCGUUUCAAUGAGGCACCAACUUGUGCCCCACCACCCGGCUCUUAUAAUAUCAAAACUUCAGACCCAUCAAAAGGACCUGUGUCUUUUGAAAAGUCUCAGCGAUUCAAGAUGCAGAUGGAAGAUGUAGGUGCUCAGCCAGAUCCAAGCAACAUGAAACCUAUCCCUUCCCCAGCAACUACAAGAAAACUUCCACCUCUCGGUUCAAGACCAAAAAGCAUGGGAAUAAAGUCUGACAAGAGUCUGAUUGGCAUUAAAGAAUUGAAAAAACAAAAAGAGCUGGAAAAGGAGAUUCGGAUCCUAAUUGGAAUACGUGCCCAGCAAGAUAAAAGAUUGCAAGCUCUGGAGGAAGAUCAUGCCAAGUCUGAAUCAAAGCUGUCUGCUGCAGUCCGUGAGAAAAACACUCUUUUAGCAAAUAUUGCUUCUCUAGAAAAACAGCUUUUGGAGUUGAGAAAAAGCAAUGACUUGCUCAAAACAAAGUGUUUUGAAGAUGGAACCCAGAAGAAAAUGCACAAUCUCUAUUUAGAAUUAAUGAAGCUUAGGAACAAAAUGAAUGCAAAAAAGAUGGUUCCUGUUAAAAAUGGAGACAUGGAAAUUAAACUAAAUGUGCCCCAAGGAAUUGUGGAGAAAAAACUGGCCCAGCCGGAAGAAUUAACAGAAAUAGAGAGACCAGCAGAAGAGAAAUAUGACUUGGACAAACUCCUGGAAUGUAUUGUAGAACUUGGAAAUGUUGCAGAACAAGUUUAUGAUAAAUACCAGCUGCAUAUUGUCCAACUACAGGAAAUAAUAGAAUCCAAAAAAAAGGACAUUGAAACAUUGGAAAGUACUCUUUAUCUGAAAGAAACUAUGCUAUCUACACAAACUGAGGAACUGAAUGGAAAGUACAAAAUACUUGAGGAGCAGAAAGAGAAAUGUGUCCAUGAAUAUGAAGAAAAGGAGCAAGUUAUGAAUGCUGAAAUACAAUGCUUAAAAGAAAAACUUUCUACAGAAGAACAGGAACACCAAAACCAAAAGAAGAUUUUUAAGGAAACUUCAGCUGAAAUGCAUCAGAAGUUACUUAAAUUCCAAGAGGAGGUAGCUCAAGAGAGAGAGAUACUAGAGGUAGAAUUGAAAGAAGCCAUGGAGGAGCUGGAUAAAUUGCACACCAAAGAAGCUAAAGUUGAAAAGCUUUUAAAGCAUUUGGAACAGGUUAAUGAAUCCCAAAAUGAGGAGUUAUCACAGCUGGAAGCAAAACUGCAAAGGAAAAGUGUAGAGUUGGAAGAAAUGGCUGCAUCACACAAGAGUACCAUUGAAAAGCUGCAAGAGGAAUAUAACCAGCUCCAGCUUAAAUUUGGAGAGACUGCCACUGAAUUUGAAAAUUACAAAGUCUGCAUGACUGAAGAGAUUGCAUGCCUGAAACAAGACAAAGCUAAUAUGCAGGAGAGAUUAACUGAGAUGAGUAGGACAGUCCAGAAUGUGACUCAUGCAAUGCAAGAAGAACAGCAUUCUAAAGACCAGGCAAAAGAAGAUUAUAUGAGGAUGCUUCUUGACAGUCAAACAAAAAUAGAACUAAAAGAUGCGGAAAUAGACAAAAUCAAGGAAUUGAGCACUAUGCAAAUUGCUAAUUUACAAGCCAAACUGGAAGAGCAAAGUGAAGAACUGAACAAAAAACUUGAAAUAGAAAGGAAAACCAUUACUGAAAAAAUUGGAGCAGAUUACAAAAAGAAUAUAAAAACUUGGCGUGCACUCUAUGAAGACCUGUAUAAUAAAGUAAAACCUUUUCAGCAACAGUUAGAUGCAUAUGAGGCAGAGAGAAAUGCCCUUCUAAAUGAGCAUGGUGCAACCCAAGAAGAACUGAACAAAAUUAGUGAUGCUUAUGCUAAGUUGCUGGGCCAUCAGAAUCAGAAGCAGAAGAUCAAACAUGUAAUGAAACUGAAAGAAGAAAACACCCAACUAAAACAGGACUUAUUAAAGUUGCGUGCCCAAGCAGCAAAGGAAAAACAAGCAAGGGAAGAGCUCCAAGAUCAAAUUAAUGAAAUUCAGGGUAUUAGGCGAUUUGAUCCUUCUAAAGCUUUUCAGCAUCCUAGCAAGGAAAAUGUUGCUCCCAAAACACCCUUUAAAGAAAGUAACAGAAACAAAAAUCAAGCUGUUCUACACUGAUCAAGAACAAAUUCACACUUGAUUCAUCUUUCCAAGAAAGUAUUGUCUACUGCCUUGUGUGCUCAAAUCUAUAUUUCUACAAUAGAAAGUUGUCUUUAAAUAUAUAUUUUAAUACAGCAAGUAAUUAGUACUUUUAAAUUAUCUAAAACACAAAUGGCCGCAGCAAAUUCUAAAAAUAUUAAUAAGGUACAAUUAUCAAACAUUUAAAUGAAAACCUAGUAAGUUUUGUAGCCAACUCAGUGCACAAAAACCUAAGUGAAACUUCUUUAGAUGCAUACACAGGGUAUGUUACAUAGUUAAACUCUUGACUUUUGUACAGUAUUUUAAAAAUUGAAACAGUUGUUUCAAUGAUAUAAAUAGCUUAUAGUUGUGGAAGUGCUUAGUCUUCAAACAUCAUACAACUCAUAA